This is a messenger RNA of Rattus norvegicus (Norway rat), 785 nucleotides long. It is a transcript of the gene Golt1a, whose product is annotated as golgi transport 1A. Gene Ontology annotation, biological process: endoplasmic reticulum to Golgi vesicle-mediated transport; vesicle-mediated transport. Gene Ontology annotation, cellular component: cytoplasm; nuclear envelope; endoplasmic reticulum. The record is from RefSeq and is marked provisional. The transcript has 5 exons. NCBI's taxonomy places the organism in Eukaryota, Metazoa, Chordata, Mammalia, Rodentia, Muridae. The coding region runs from base 84 to 485 and encodes 133 amino acids.
GUCAGCUUCCUGGGAACAUGCCCAGGAUCCUCUGGGCUCUCUUCUAGACAGCUGACCAGGAAGGCCCCCCAGUGGACUGAAGCAUGAUCUCCAUCACAGAGUGGCAGAAAAUUGGCGUGGGCAUCACCGGCUUCGGCGUCUUCUUCAUCCUCUUUGGGAUACUCUUGUACUUCGAUUCCGUGCUCUUGGCUUUUGGAAACCUGCUGUUCCUGACUGGCCUCUCCCUCAUCAUCGGCCUGAGGAGAACGUUUUCCUUCUUCUUCCAACGGCACAAGCUCAAGGGAACAAGCUUCUUCCUGGGCGGUGUCGCCAUUGUGCUGCUGCGCUGGCCCCUGCUAGGCAUGCUCUUGGAGGCCUAUGGGUUCGUUAGCCUCUUCAAGGGGUUUUUCCCUGUAGUCUUUGGCUUCCUGGGCAAUGCAUUUAACAUCCCCUUCCUGAGCGCACUGUUCCAGAGGCUUCAAGGCUCCUCCAGCUCAAUGGUCUGAACUGCCCACCCCGGUGAGCUCCUUGAAUUCGGAUUGUUGGCGAGGGGGCUGGAAGGGGAACAUGGGCUAUCUUCACGAGACCCCUCCCCAGCAUUGACUUCCUUCCCAUCCGUCACACACGGCUGUCUCCAAGUCCAGAAGAAAGAUGGAGCUGAGGGAUGGAUCUUAAACCCCCAAGUCACCUCAAGAGGCUGUCAGGAGCAGAGAUCCCAGUCAAUAUACCCAGCUAGGGCUGGACGCAACAUCCCCACCCUGACUUUAUGCAGGAGAGUGAAGAUUAAAUCCCCAAGCUGUGAAUGU